Molecule: messenger RNA, 1476 nt
Organism: Alternaria atra
Lineage: Eukaryota; Fungi; Ascomycota; Dothideomycetes; Pleosporales; Pleosporaceae
Exons: 2
Coding region: 1-1476 (491 amino acids)
Cellular component (GO): endoplasmic reticulum
Molecular function (GO): mannosyltransferase activity
Source: RefSeq, a predicted model, not a curated record
AUGUUCGACCACCACACUUCUCCCGACAAAGAUGGCAACCUUUUUUCCGUCAUACUGGGUGUAGUUGUCACGUUGUCGACACUUUUCACAGCCCUGCUGUUGACGCUGCCCAGUCAGUAUGAUCCGUACAAGGAUAAGCCGCUUAGGUUCGUGGGUGAGGAUGGAAAGGAGAUCAAAAUGAAGACAAGAGAUGGGAAAGACCCAGUGAAAUGGAAGCAGGGCCGUUCUGUGCAGGUGGUGGUCUUGGGAGACAUUGGAAGAUCGCCGCGCAUGCAAUAUCACGCUCUCAGCAUCGCCAAGCACGGUGCAAAGGUGUUUCUCAUCGGCUAUCAAGAGUCGGACAUCCUUCCAGACAUCGUCUCAAAUCCGUUGAUUGAGAUCAUUCCACUCUCACCAGCACCAAGCUUCCUACGUUCGAGCAGCAAGCUUUUGUUUCCUGUCCUGGCACCUCUGAAGGUCCUCUGGCAAAUAUGGUCGUUAUACCGCGCGUUGGGUUACCGCUCUGAGCCCGCAAGAUGGGCGCUUGUGCAAAAUCCACCUUCGAUACCAACGCUCGCCAUAGCAAGCCUGGUAUGCUUCUUGCGACGUACUGACCUAGUCAUCGACUGGCACAACUUCGGGUACAGCAUUCUGGCUAUGAAACUUGGCGACAACCACCCCCUCGUGAAAGUUUCCGAGAAGUACGAGAAGAUAUUCGCCAAGGCUGCGUCUCAUCAUAUCACGGUGACCAAUGCGAUGGCCCGCGUACUCAAAGCCGACUAUGGCGUCACAGCAGAAGCACUCCACGAUCGUCCAGCCUCGAUAUUCCAACCGAUUGAACUCCUAGAGCGUGAGAAGUUCCUCGCAAGACUGCCAGAAACUGCAGAGUACGCCUCAGAUCUUUCUCCAACCUCGAAGACACCCUGGAAGCUCAUUGUGAGCGCCACGUCCUGGACCGCCGACGAGGACUUUUCGCUUCUUCUUUCCGCCCUGGUUGCUUAUUCUGCUGAAUGUACAUCCAAGUCCUAUCUUCCGAAGAUCAUUGCCAUCAUCACUGGAAAAGGGCCACAGAAAGAGUAUUACCUUUCCAAGAUCAGGGAACUCAACCAGGAGAAGAAGUUAUUGAAUGUCGUUGUCAAAACAGCAUGGCUCACACACUCUGAAUAUGCUCUCCUCCUUGCAUCCGCUGACCUUGGAGUCUCUCUGCAUACAUCCUCCUCCGGCGUUGACCUGCCCAUGAAGGUAGUCGAUAUGUUUGGCGCAGGCUUACCCGUUGUGGGCUGGGGAAAGUUCGAGGCCUGGCCUGAGCUUGUCAAACAAGGCGUCAACGGACUAGGCUUCCAGAGCUCUGAAGAGCUCGCUUUGCAUCUGGCUACGUUCUUCGGUAGUGAUACAAUAUUAAGAGAGACUCUGAAAGAGGGUGCACUCAAGGAGAGCGAACAUCGGUGGGAUGAAGAGUGGGAUAGUGUUGGUGGGAAGCUGUUCAAGCUCACAUAG